AUGGAGGACUUUUCUCACCACGCCGACUUCCCGGACGAAAUAUCACGCCCAUAUUCGCCUCACGACGAAACCCUUGAUUUCCCGCAUCCCGACGAAGGCGCAGACGACGAGACGCAAUUGACCCAGGAUUGCGGGUACAAUUCGUCGGCUUCCUCGACCCAUCCAUCGUCGGGGGACAUUCUCGACGCCGAUUACGAUGAUGACGAGCUUCCCGGCCUGAAAUCCCGCGCAUCUAGCCGCUCCUCUGUCUCCUCGUUGCCGGGUUCGGUGUUCACUCAUUCGAUGGAAGGGGCGAAGACGAUUGCGCGCGAUGCGCAGGAGUCUGUGAUAUUCUGGGACGAUCGGUAUAACAAGGGCCAGGCGAGGGCAGAACCCGGGCUGAAGUCCCUUCAGGCGCUUCGGCAGCGGGAGUCGGCGUUCCGGAAACCGAGUUCGGUGAGGGCUUUGCAGAUGCAUACGGAAGACGAGGGCGACGAGGAGUAUCUCACGCCUCCGAGGCGCAGGGGUGGACAUCGCAUGUCAGAUAUCUCGAUGCGGUCUUCCCAUUCGUCGCCGUUGAAGAGGUCGCCUUACUACUCGCCAUCCGGGUCAGCAAGCAAGCAGAAGGUGAAGAAGGAGUAUCCACUCGUGCUGCUGCAUUGCACACUUCUUCCACCGUCGCUUCCGAUUCCAGGUCUGCUGGGACCCCCGGACCCGAAGGUUUUGAAGGAGGUGUUGCCCUCGGAGUAUUGGAGACGGUGGAAAUUGUUGGAAGAGAAGGUUGGUUCGGGUGUCCUCCGUGACCGUGGCGUACUGAUUUCGCAUCCCGAGGAUAUGUACGAUCUGCUCGAAGAUCGCCUCUUGGAGAGUCUGGAGCUGCAACAUCCGCGACUUGACCAUGGACAUUUCGUAGGGCACGAGGAGGGUGACUCGGAGAGGGAGGACCAGGCGAGUAAGGAGGAGAGCGAAACAGAUGGCGAGCAGGGCGAAGACUGCCCGGACUGUGGCGGACGUUUCCUCAAGAACAAUCACAGCAGGAAAUGGGAGAUCAAGGUUUUCGCCGCUAACGGACUCAUGAGGGCCGGUGCUUGGGCGGCCGCGUGGAAGGAGAUGGAGAAGGUGGAUGUUGAAGUCGGUCUCUGGCUUCCCUCGGAAUUGAGAAGGGAGCUAGAGAAACGGUUGCGUGACAGCGAGAUGUCGACCGCGCUCACUCGAAUCGAAGUUCCGCAGCUCGUUGAGCCCAUGAACGAGCCGGAGAUUCAGCCUUCGCUGCCUCAACCAUCUCCUUCUCUGUCCACCGUCAUGCCAGUCCUGUUCACUCCGGAACGCGCCUCGUCACCCAUUCCUCCCCCGAGCCCAACCCCGGCACCCAGACAGCAGCAUCGUCCAACACCGACUCACAAUCCCAUUUAUCCACCGAAGCCUGAAGUGGAGAUUGACCUCCACACUCUGCUGGUGAAUUACAUUCGGGUGCUGGCCAACGACCGACGCAACGUGGCAAUCGUGCUUCUUAGUAUUCUUGUAGUCUUCUUUGCGAUCGACUACCGGCCCAGAGCAGCUGCUCCCGACCUGCAUGUGUUUCCGCAAGAAGACGCGCUCAGCUCCACUUCGGUGCCGUCGAUGCAUAUUUCUCCGGCGCAGAGCUCCUCUGCAGUCUGGGCAACUCCAGUCAAAUCGAAUACCCAGGUGCCAAUUGCCCCAACGAGCUCAGUUGUCGCUAGCUCUUCAGCUUCUUAUCAAUCUUCCUCUGCCAGUGUGGUCAGCUCUGCGACGUCAGUGGCGGUUGCACAGACAGAGGAGCCCGCCGAUGUCGAGGUCAAACAAAGCGAGGAGACCAAACACAGCCCAGAAAUUAAAAAUAUGAAAUCUGCUGCGAUCGACUCCUCAAUGUCCCAACACCUACCCCCACAAGACGAUAAGAUCCUUGUCGACAUCGAAAACGAGAACCCUAAAGACGCAGACACAAACGAUGAAGCACCAGCUCCCAUCGUCGCACCCGCAGAAAAACAAAUCGACUUCAAAUUGGACGAGCCAGUCGAGCCUAGCCUCGAAAUCCCCGACACGACACUUAACGAUACACCCCGGGAAUCUCUAAUUGAGGUUCAGAAAAAGACCCGCGAACAUGACCCCAGCGAGGUCCACGAAAACGAAAUCCCGCUGAUCAAAACCCAGACAGCUAUGAAGGAACAACAGGCACUGAUUGCUACGACAUGA
Molecule: messenger RNA, 2193 nt
Organism: Aspergillus melleus
Lineage: Eukaryota; Fungi; Ascomycota; Eurotiomycetes; Eurotiales; Aspergillaceae
Exons: 1
Coding region: 1-2193 (730 amino acids)
Source: RefSeq, a predicted model, not a curated record